Molecule: messenger RNA, 801 nt
Organism: Chrysochloris asiatica (Cape golden mole)
Lineage: Eukaryota; Metazoa; Chordata; Mammalia; Afrosoricida; Chrysochloridae
Product: cation transport regulator-like protein 1-like
Exons: 3
Coding region: 121-801 (226 amino acids)
Biological process (GO): glutathione catabolic process
Cellular component (GO): cytoplasm
Molecular function (GO): glutathione specific gamma-glutamylcyclotransferase activity; gamma-glutamylcyclotransferase activity
Source: RefSeq, a predicted model, not a curated record
GCCGCUCAGCUGGAGCAACUGAGCGGUGCCAGGCCAGGUGUACGCGUCCGUCGGUCAGUCCGUGCCCUCACCGGAGACUAGCCUCGGGGGCCGCCCGGGCUCGUCCCUGCGCCCGGCACCAUGAAGCAGGAGUCCGCAUCCCAGAGCACCCCGCCCGCCUCGCCGUCCCCCUCACAGACCCUGGAGCUCGCCGCGCAGCGCCCCCGGGACGACGGCGACCCUCCGGCGCUGUGGAUUUUCGGUUAUGGCUCCCUGGUGUGGAGGCCUGACUUCGCUUAUAGUGACAGCCGUGUGGGCUUCGUGCGUGGCUACAGUCGCCGCUUCUGGCAGGGAGACACCUUCCAUCGGGGCAGCGACAAGAUGCCUGGCCGUGUUGUGACCCUCCUUGAAGACCGUGAGGGCUGCACUUGGGGUGUGGCAUACCAGGUUCAAGGUGAACAGGUGAGCGAGGCCCUGAAGUACCUCAAUGUGCGGGAGGCCAUUCUCGGCGGCUAUGACACCAAGGAGGUCACCUUCUACCCUCAAGAUAACCCUGACCAGCCACUCAAGGCAUUGGCUUAUGUGGCCACCCCACAGAACCCUGGCUACCUGGGCCCUGCACCUGAGGAGACCAUUGCCACACAGAUCCUGGCCUGCCGUGGCUCCUCAGGCCACAACCUGGAGUACUUGCUGCGCCUGGCGGACUUCAUGCAGCUCUGUGGGCCUCAGGCUCAAGAUGAACAUCUGGCAGCUAUUGUGGACGCUGUGGGCACCCUGCUGCCCUGCUUCUGCCCCACCGAGCAGGCUCUGGCACUGGUUUGA